This is a messenger RNA of Aspergillus japonicus CBS 114.51, 887 nucleotides long. RefSeq lists its product as uncharacterized. Lineage: Eukaryota; Fungi; Ascomycota; Eurotiomycetes; Eurotiales; Aspergillaceae. Bases 108 to 560 code for a protein of 150 amino acids. The record is from RefSeq and is a predicted model, not a curated record. The transcript has 2 exons.
GGAGGAAAGAAUAAGCAGCAGCCCAUCAGAAAAAAAGAGCAGAAACAGAAACAGAAACAGAAAGCAAAAGCGAAUUCCGAGUUGAUGGGAAAGGGAAAGAAGGUAACAUGACAGGCAGCAAGCAGUACAGAAGCUCGGCCAUCGAUGGAACGCCCGCAAGUGGGCCGGGCGGGCCCCUCCAGCAACUAACAUCGAUCGCCAAAUGCUCCGGUCAUUAUUAUUUCUUCUCUGUAACCCCAAGCAAAACCCUUCUCUUCACGAUCACGACACCUUCACGACAUCUUUUCAACAUCAAUCGGAACUCGGCCAGACAGACCAGCAGCGGGCUACGGUUGAAUCUGGAUCAACCGUCGUUGAGAUUCCUCAGCGGAACUAGCUACGUGCGAACCAGAACGAUAGCCUCUUCAGAUAGCGUGGACCGAACGGAUUGUACACAAAUGACACGGGCUAACCAAACUGUCCUACUCAAUUGGGUUCGAGGUGAACAAAGAACCUGUCCCCGCGCUUAUGCCAUCACCCCGAGCCAGCCAAACCGCAUCUUACAUCAGUGUGGCCGGUAAGGAAGAAGAGAAUAAAUGACAUGGUGCAGCAAUGCAGAAUCCUCAUGCAUGCAAUAAGACGAGCGAUGGUAUUAUUGCAGUAUUUAGAAUACUCAGAUACAGGACUUUCCAACAGAGUUCAUCCGCCCGUCUGCCCAAGAAAGGACCCUUCAGGGGGGGGGGUUCAGGACCGGUUGGGUAUCAUCAGGGACAACUCGUCAACGUCAUUCUGGCGUCAAGUUUCACAAGCAUGAGAGCUUUAGGAAAAAAAUAAAAGAAAUGUGGUUAUGGAACCAUCAGAGCCAGCAAUCGACUGGGAGCUCCCUGCCCCUGGUUCAACCCUCCUCC